Molecule: messenger RNA, 3282 nt
Organism: Lynx canadensis (Canada lynx)
Lineage: Eukaryota; Metazoa; Chordata; Mammalia; Carnivora; Felidae
Product: schlafen family member 5-like
Source: RefSeq, a predicted model, not a curated record
CCACCUCCUCAGAACCCUAGGACAGAGCUCGAGGCUGGUCGGGGCUAGUCGAGCUGGAAUCCUGGGGCUGCAGGCCUUUCGAGGAAACACCUGCGGAGCGCGCCGCCAGAGCCUGAGAGAACUGGGUUCCCAGGUACACAGAAUUGGGACUGUUGGUUUGUCCCACUCUCUCCCGCGCGGGGCCCCUCCCCGUGAGGUAUCGCCUAAGUUCCCCUGGUGUAAAGCGGGCGCCUUGCAGUCAAAAUCCUGGUUGCGGACUUGGGAGGUUCCGUCGCAUUCUGCCGGAGGGAGGCGCUCUGCAGAGGAGAAACCUUGGCGGGGUAGGAAAAGGACCUGUGCUGAGAAGAUGAGUCUCAAGGUUGAUUUGGAAACAAACUUUGCCGAAUGUGUCUUAAAUGCAGGAAAGAUCAUCCUUGGGGAUACACAAAGGAAAGAAAUGAAUCCUGAAUUGCGGAAAAAACAGAGGGAAAACAUCUUGAAAGCAAUAUGUGCUCUGCUGAAUUCUGGUGGCGGAGUGGUCAAGGCUGAGAUUGAGAACAAAGACUACAAUUAUGAAAUCCAUGGAGUAGGCCUGACGAUGCCUUCAAUUUUUAAAGACUAUUUAGAUGAGAUGCAGCAGGGAGAACUCUUUUUGAUUUUUGUGAGAUCCUGGAACGCAGAUGCCUCUGGUGUACGAAUCGCUACCUUGUGCUCCAAUUUGUACUAUAGAUACAGAGCAUCUACUGAUGUCAUGGAUUCUAAGGAAGCAUUGGCAUUCCUCAAAGGGAAAACUCAGACUCUUAGGAAUACUGAUUCCAGUUCAUUAAGUCCACACAAAGUUCAGGUUGGUGUGCGAAACGAGUAUAACAUAAGGGCCUCAGCUGCUGCUGUAUUCGCUAGAACUCAGCUUCAGUACCUAGAAAAGCUCAACUUUACUAAUUCCCUCCACGUUGAAUUUAAAAUGUUCUCAACAGAGGAGUCACAGUGCUUUCACGAGAGUCUCCCCAGUUGUGUUUCUGCAUUUGCAAACACUGAAGGAGGGUAUAUAUUUUUUGGUGUGCAUGAUGAGACCCAUGAAGUCAUUGGAUGUGAAAAGGAGAAAAUAGAUUUUGACAUGUUGAAGGCUUGUAUUGAUUUCUGUAUUGGGAAUCUCCCUGUCCAUCAUUUCUGUACACAGAAGCAUGAGAUAAAAUAUGCUGUCAAAUUCCUUGAAGUACACAAUCAGGGGACCCUCCAUGGAUAUGUCUGUGCAGUCAAGGUGGAACAAUUUUGCUGUGCAGUGUUUUCUGAGAUGCCCAGUUCCUGGCAGGUGAAGGACAAUUGUGUGAAACAGCUGGACACGAAGCAAUGGAUAGCUUGGAUGAUGGAAGCCGACCCAGAUCUUUCCAGAUUUUCUGAGAUGGUCCUUGCAUUGAGUUUGUCAUCCACUACACCCCGCAGCAGGACUGUGUGCACUCAUAAGAAUUUUGAAUGUCUGGAAGCACAGCAAAAACGUUACUUUCCAGUAUUACCAGACAGAAUGGUGUAUACACCAGAAAGCAUCUACAAGGAGCUGUUCUCAACACAUAAAGGACUCAAAAACUUAAUAAAUAAGGAAAUGCGCUCUUUCUCUCAAGGAAUAUUGAUAUUCUCUCGAAGCUGGGCUGUGGACGUGGGUCUGCAAGAGAAGCAGGGAGUCAUCUGCGAUGCUCUUCUGCUUUCCCAGAACAACACCCCACGCCUCUACACUAUCCUCAGCGAGUGGGACCCAAGCUGGAAGGGCUACUCUAGGAAAGUCGCCCGCGUCUUAAAACAGACGCUGGUGAACACAGGUGGCUACACUGGGAAAUUGUGUGUCACUCCCUUGAUCUUCCUACUGAAUCCUGAUAAUACAGCAACGACUCUUCAUGAUUUGGAUUUGCAAAUUUACCCCAACUCCUAUAACUUAGGACCACCCCACAUGGAAGCUCUGUUACGGUCCCUUGUGAUAGUCUUGCUUGGAUUCCGAUCUUUCUUAAGUGAAGAGCUGGGCUCUGAGGUUUUCAGCCUCCUCACAGAUAAACAGUAUGAGUUGCUUUCAAAGAACAUUCGCAUAACUAGAGAACUGUUUGUUCAUGGCUUACCUGGAUCAGGGAAGACCAUCCUGGCUCUUAGGAUAACGGAGAAGAUCAGGAAUGUGUUUCACUGUCAACCAGAUGAUAUUCUUUACAUCUGUGAAAAUCAGCCUCUGAAGAAUUUUGUGAGCCAGAGACAUGUCUGCCAGGCAGUGACCCGGAAAACCUUCAUGAAAAAUGACUUCCAAAAGAUUAAGCACAUCAUCAUCGAUGAAGCUCAGAAUUUUCGCACUGAGGAUGGAGACUGGUAUGAGAAGGCAAAAGCCAUCACUCAGAGAAAAAAGGAUUGCCCAGGAAUUCUCUGGAUCUUUCUAGACUACUUUCAGACUACCCACUUGAGCUGCAGUGGCCUCCCUGCUCUCACAGCCCAGUAUCCAAGAGAAGAGCUCACCAGAGUGAUCCGUAAUGCAGAUCCAAUAGCCAAAUACCUACAAGAAGUAAUGCAGGAGGUCAGAGAAAAUCCUCCAUGUAACAUCCCGCCUGCGUCCCUGGAGAUGGUUCAUAAAGCUGAAUGGGCUCAGGGUAUUCCGGGCUACGUGGAGAUUAUGGAGUACUUGGACAUGGAAGAUAUGGUGUUCCAAGUAGCAAAGAAAUGCCACUUUCUCUUUAGGAAUGGUUAUUCACCCAAGGACAUUGCUGUGCUUUUCAGCAAAGCAAGUGAAGUGGAAAUAUAUAAAGAUAAGCUUCUAAGAGCAAUGAGGAAAAGAAAUACAUCUCAGCUCGAUGGGGAAUCUGAUCUUUUAGUACAGAUCCAAGAUGCAUCGGAUAUCAUGGCCAAUCACAUUGUGUUGGACAGUGUCCGUCGAUUUUCAGGCCUGGAAAGAAACAUCGUGUUUGGGUUCAACCUAACAGCUGAGCCAGAUAUUUUCCAUAAUCUUCUGCUCUGUCUGGCUUCCAGGGCAAAGAAACAUCUCUAUAUUCUGAAGGUUCCUAUUUGACAGGAAGAUCCCAGGCUAAGAAACAAUUAGGUAGCUCUCAUCUCUAGUUAACCAUGAAACUAUUUGAUCUAAACAUUGAAUUAUCGAGUAUUUUAUGAGCACUCACUCUGAGCCAUGUACUCUCCUAGAUGCUGGGGAUCAGGGGUAGGGUAUCAAACUAGGCAGACAAGAUUUCUUCUUUAGGGCAGAGGUAAAUCACAGACAAGUAAACAAAUACAAGUACAAGACAUUUCAGAUAGGGGCACCUGGUUGGCUCAGUCAGUUAAGUCUCC